Fraxinus pennsylvanica is the source of this 1389-nucleotide messenger RNA. NCBI's taxonomy places the organism in Eukaryota, Viridiplantae, Streptophyta, Magnoliopsida, Lamiales, Oleaceae. The record is from the annotation of a GenBank genome assembly.
AUGGAGAAUUGGAUUCCAUUAAUGGAGAUUUUCAUGAACUCACCAUGUCCUGAGACAAAAUCUUUCGACCCUUCAUCAAACAGCGCCACCAUUUCCACAGCCUCUUUUCUUUCACUGCUCGCAAAGCCCUCAGUUCUCAUCGACCUUUCUUCUCCUUCUCAAGAAAAAAGGGUUAUGUGGAUAGAGACACUACCUUCGGCUGUUCAGGCCAGAAUUUUAUCGUUUCUUGCUUAUGAUAAUCAGAGAUUUUGUAAAAAGGAGUUGUGUAAACUUGCAAGAAAGAUGUUGAGGGAGGGCAAAGGUCUUGAUUUUUGGGUGAAGAAAUGUGCACAGCAGUUGCUUGAUUUGGUGUCUGUAUCAAAUUAUCAAUGGGUUUCCCAUUUGGAUUUGGGUUCCGAAGAUGACAAUGUGGAGGAUGAGUUUCUGUCAGUGCCAGAUUGGCUUAGAGAUGCUGCGAAAGAUAGCGAGUCAUUGCUUCCUUGGUUACCUAUGUCGCCUCAUGAGUUAAGUCUAAAAGUACCUUUUGUUAGCUGUGGUGAGGAUGAAGAUAAUUUUCUGAAGGAGGUCGAGGAGGAUAAACAGGAGAGUGUGGAUGAUAUGAUGGUAGAAGAUCAUGGGAGUCCUAGGAAAAUUGAUGAUCCCCUGGACCCUGAAGUUGAGAACAAAGCAAAAUCUUUGAAAUCCCGUUUAGUAGAUUUUGAUUCUAUUUCGAAAGCAGUUCAAUUGGCCAAGGACAUUCGCCAACUUUGUGUCAAAAGAGAAAAGGAUUCUUUGGCUGUUAUGGCCUUGAUUGAACCAUGGAAUGCAGAAGAUGAGACUGCUGCAGUUUUAGUUUCCCAUUUGUUGGUUGGAAAUGAAGGAGACGAGCUUGAUUGGCCGAGCCAUGUUCUAUGCUCAAUUGUUCUUCCCAAAUUGCUCCUUCUCAAUCAACCAGCUUCUGGUGUACUAGUGGCUGCAACAAUAGAGUACUGCAAUGCCCAUCAAAGGGCCGCUGAAUAUGCCCUCUUAUUUCCACUGAUUCUACGAAAUGAGGGAAUAAACAACCCUAUCUGCGAUGUAAUCACUAGUAUAGUUAGAGAAUGUCUGCACCCAGCUCAUGUUUCUGCAUUUUGCCAAAAAGUACUGUCGAAAGAUAUAAACGCAUGGAAAUUCAGCAUCUUGAAUCAUAAUGUUUAUCUGACCGAAGAUUCAAUUGAACAACUCGUUCACCGGGUUUACGAAUUCAGCCACAGGUAUUCAAAAUCUUUGAAGUUUGGCAACUUUAUCUUAUGCCUAAUCACCAAAUAUGCUCCUUUACUGAAGCCUCACAAGGUUUUAUUAACUGAAGCAGUUGAGAAUACUAGAACCCUUGUUACCAAAUCUGUUCUAGCAAAAUUGUCUAGCUUGUAA